GCCCGGAGGAGUGUAACUGUUGGGAGGAAGUCUGUAAUUGGUGAUUUAUAUGAGAGGAGGAGAAAUUUUGCAUUUAGUUUGAAUUUUCCAGAUUUUAAACAUUUUUCCAUUUCUUCUCCUUCUCCUGAAUUUUGCGGAAUGAUUUUUACGGUAAUGUUGUAUACUCACUUAUCUUCUUCUUCUUCCUCUUCCUGUUGUUGUUGGGACCUGGAAGGAUUGAAUUCAAUGGAGUCGCUUAUUUAAACUGGUAAUUUAAUUCGGCUAAACAGGAUGAAGAAGUGCCGCCGGAGUAUGAGAGGGUGGGAGAUGAUUCCAGCGGCGCUCUCUACUCGAUCGACGACGGGCUUACCGCUGCAGGGUUUGGGAAAUUCCAGUUCUGGGUGCUAGCUUACGCAGGGCUGGGCUACCUUGUGGACGCCAUGGAAGUGAUGAUUCUGUCCUUUAUUGGGCCCAGGGACGGAUCCAGGAUUUCUAUUCAAGGGGGGUGAAAUUUUUCGGUAGUGUAGGGGGUGAAAAAAAUUUCGUUAGUGUAGUGGGGCAAAAUUUUUUCCCUAGUGUAGCGGGGCGAAUUUUUUCCGCUACUGUAGGGCUAUGCGGCUAAUUUUAUUCAAAAAAUGACAUUAAUACAUACACAUCCCCAAUGACAUUUAAAUCUAUUAAGUAGUACGUUCUAAGUUUAAAUUAGAUGAUGACAAAGACAUCAACCAAUACAUUUUUAAUAACUUCUACAUUGUUUAACCUCAUGAAUCGGUUAUUAUUGAAUUGUAAUUUUUGUCCGGCCACCAAGGAGGGUGUUCGUGAGUCAUGACUCAUGAGAAGUUUUCUUAAUAUUACAAUAGUAGUAUGUAUGAUAUUAUUAUUUUCAGAAUAAUAUGCACCACAUACACACACAUAUAUGGUGCAUAUUAUAUUUUAAUAUUUGUAUUAAUGCUAUAAUAAUUUAAAGUUUAUUAUCUAUGCAAUAAAUUAUUUUUAGAAAGCAAGAAGUAAAUGAAUUAUGUAAUUUAAUGUCAAUAAACAUUUAUAUUUUGGAUUCAUUUUACGUGAUCUAAAAACUGUGUAAUUAGUGUAUCUGAUAUUUAAUAUUGUUUGAUAUAUAUUUUACAAAAUAUAAUAAAACACUACAAAACAAGUACUUGUUAUCUAAUAAAGAUAAUUAAACACUACAAAACUAGGAAUUCUUAUAUAAUAAGUAUCCUAAAUCUUAAACAACGAGUUAUUCUAUUGUUUAUUUGUUUAAGUUAUGUAAUUAUUUUAGAUGUUCCUUCUUUUAAAUCUUCAAUUAAGUAUUACAUUAUGUAACACUAUAUAUUAAUUUUGAAAAUUAAAAGAUAAGGGGGGCGAAUCUAAUUAAAUUAUGAAAGUUUUAUGAAAAUAUUACAUAUAUGGUAGAAAAUUUUGAAAGUCCAAGGGGGGCGGUCGCCCCCCCCCGCGCCCCCCCCCCCUAAAUCCAUCCCUGAUAUUUGGGCCCUCUGUUAAGUCCGUUUGGGGGCUCUCCGAUUCCCAGGAGGCCUUUAUCACCACCGUUGUUUUCACCGGCAUGCUCAUCGGAGCUUAUUCCUGGGGGCUCCUCUCUGAUCGUUAUGGAAGAAGGAGGGCUAUACUGAGCAUAGCAAUAGUGACUGCCAUAUCAUCUCUUUCAAGCGCUUUUUCCAUGACUUAUAUAUACUUGCUCAUUCUUCGUUCUAUGGUUGGUACUGGCCUGGGUGGCGCAUCUGUUUACUUUUGUUGGUUUCUAGAGUUUGUGCCUCCUCGAAACCGGGGCAUCUGGAUGGUUAUCUUUUCAACAUUCUGGACUCUUGGAGGUAUUCUUGAGGCUGUUUUGGCAUGGGUUGUUAUGCCAAAGUUGGGUUGGAGGUGGUUGCUUGCACUAUCAUCGAUACCAUCAUUUGCCACACUUGCCUUUUAUGGUCUCAUAGUAGAAUCUCCUAGGUACCUGUGUUCCAAGGGAAGGGUAAAAGAUGCUCACAGUAUCUUGCAAAGGAUGGCUGCGGUGAACAAAACAAAACUUCCAACUGGAAUGCUUGUUUGUGAGAAAACUAUUGGUGCCAAUGAAGAAGCUUUACCAUCAAAGGAAACAGGCAAUUGUGCUAAUCUUAGAGGCGGAUUCUCUUCUCCGUUUGCAAUAUUGUCACCCAAAUUAAUGGGAACUACCCUUCUCAUAUGGACACUGUAUUUUGGGAAUGCAUUUUUGUAUUAUGGAGUUAUACUAAUGACCUCAGAGCUUAGCAGUGGCCAAACUAAAUGCCUCUCAACUACUUCAUCAGGCUUGAGCAGUAACUCUAACCUAUAUAGAGAUGUCUUUUUCACCAGUCUAGCAGAGGUUCCUGGUCUUAUUUUAGCAGCAACCUUGGUGGACAAAGUUGGUCGGAAAAUUACAUUGGCGCUUAUGUUCGCAUUGGGCUUUCUCUUUGUAUUACCAAUUGGUUUACAUCAGAAUGAGACUUUAACCACUUUCUUAUUAUCCGGAGCUCGUAUGUGUUUCAUUGGGACAUUCACAAUUGCUGUGAUAUAUUGCCCUGAGAUAUAUCCAACUUCUGUGAGGAACACAGGGGCCGGAGUUGCCAACUCGGUAGGGCGAAUUGCAGGGAUGAUAUGUCCCAUGGUUGCUGUUCAAUUGGUUAACGGCUGUGAAAUAAAGGCAGCGAUAUUUUUAUUUGAGGUUGUAGCGAUUGUUGCAGGAGUUGCUGUUCUGCUAUUCCCUAUAGAAACCAAAGGUCAAGAGCUAGUUGAUACAUUAGUUCCAUGAACUAAGAGACUAUAUGGGGUGUUUGCCAAAUUAUGUUAGCUAGUUGUCAAUAGCACAUUCAAUCAACGAGUUUGACUAGCGGAAUAAGUUAGUGGGUUGUCAGAAAAUGUUUAAAUUAGUCGAAAGCAUCAUAUCUAAAGCGCUAACUCAAAACUCUCCUAUUAACAAUGUU
Messenger RNA from Cuscuta epithymum, 2921 nucleotides. NCBI's taxonomy places the organism in Eukaryota, Viridiplantae, Streptophyta, Magnoliopsida, Solanales, Convolvulaceae. The record is from the annotation of a GenBank genome assembly.